Molecule: messenger RNA, 837 nt
Organism: Anopheles darlingi
Lineage: Eukaryota; Metazoa; Arthropoda; Insecta; Diptera; Culicidae
Product: protein Fer3-like
Exons: 4
Coding region: 1-837 (278 amino acids)
Biological process (GO): regulation of transcription by RNA polymerase II; developmental process
Molecular function (GO): DNA-binding transcription factor activity, RNA polymerase II-specific; RNA polymerase II transcription regulatory region sequence-specific DNA binding; protein dimerization activity
Source: RefSeq, a predicted model, not a curated record
AUGGGCGGAGUCAGCUUGCGACCGUAUUCCCCGGGUAACGCUCAGUGUCGCUUGUUGAAUCCGCUACCCAAUGGAGGCGCAAGAUUGAACAUGGAACCACCGUUCCCGCCGGAUGUAGCGCCGUUCACGCCCAUUUGGGGUCAGGAAAAUCCAUCAUCGAUGGUUCACUAUCCCGAGCUGAUGGCCGGCUUCCCGUGUGCUGAUUUAGCAAUUUGGCCUCGACAGCAGGUAGGCAGCUUUGUUAGCCAACGGUUGUCACCACGCGGUGCACACGCCGCAUCACAGAGCUCUUCCUCGAAGAAAACGCGCCGCCGGGUUGCUUCGAUGGCACAGCGGCGAGCGGCCAACAUUCGCGAACGACGUCGCAUGUUUAAUCUUAACGAGGCAUUCGACAAACUACGGCGCAAGGUGCCGACAUUUGCGUACGAAAAGCGAUUGUCACGCAUUGAAACAUUACGGCUGGCGAUCACCUACAUCGGAUUCAUGUCGGAGCUACUGACCGGCACACCGACACACGAUGGCCGUUCACCGGAGCUCUACCCAUCCCUUGCCAGCAGUAACUCCGCACACCACCACCACCAUCAUGCGACACAGCAACAUCAUCACAGCCAUCAUCCGUCGGUCGUGGCUCCGGCACCGGUACCACUACCGCCCACUACUACGGGAGCGUCCGGGGUGCACCAUCUGCAUCAUUCAUCGCUACAGCGGGCUGCAGUUGCUGCGGCCGCUGUCGCCGCCGCUGCUGCUGUGUCUUCCACCAACCCUACCAACGGUAGUGACUAUCUGGCCGCGUACAGCGCUACCACAGUACCGGCGGUGCAGCAUCACACAGGUUGA